Messenger RNA from Cyanistes caeruleus (blue tit), 1047 nucleotides. Lineage: Eukaryota; Metazoa; Chordata; Aves; Passeriformes; Paridae. The record is from RefSeq and is a predicted model, not a curated record.
UGUGUGGUGUGGGACGCCGCGCUGGUGCUCGCCAAGUUCCUGGAGACCGGCGCCUGCCCCCUCGCCCGCCGCCACGUCCUGGAGCUGGGAGCGGGCACCGGCGCCGUCGGCAUCAUGGCAGCCACGCUGGGGGCCAAUGUGACGGUCACAGACCUGGAGGAGCUGCAGGAGCUGUUGAUGGUUAAUAUUGAGAACAACAAGCACCUGGUCACAGGGUCCGUCCGAGCCAAGGUACUGAAAUGGGGUGAAGAUGUAACAGAAUUUCAGCCUCCCCCUGAUUAUAUACUCAUGGCUGAUUGCAUUUACUAUGAGGAGUCCUUGGAGCCCUUGCUGAAGACCCUGAAGGACCUGACAGGCCCUGACACUUGUGUCCUGUGCUGCUAUGAACAGAGGACUAUGGGGAAGAACCCUGAAAUUGAGAGAAAAUACUUUGAACUGCUUCAGCGAGACUUUGAGCUGGAAAAAAUUCCCCUGGAGAGGCACGACGAGGAGUAUCGGAGUGAAGACAUCCACAUUGUGAACAUCCACAGGAAGCGGACGAAGUUCCCAUCAUGAGAUCUUUGAGCGCAGGAUCUGUCCCCUGGCAGAGCUCUGGAGAAGAGGGGCUGGGAUAACAGCACACAGGGACUGUCUGCGGUGCGCUUGUGACUCAUGUGCACCGAGCGGCUUCUCGGACUCGGCAGCCGAGGUGUGUGACAGCGCCUUCCGGCAGGACAGCGGUGGGCUGGCGGCGUGUGCGGCCCGGGGAGGCGGGGAAUGGAGCGGGGCCGCCCCGGGGCAGCGCGGGGAGCGUGAGCUGGUGCGAGCCCGCCCGAGGGCACCGCGCUGAAACCUCCGAGAGGACGGGAAAACCGCGAGCGGCUCGACCGGCCGGUCAAUAAAACUUUGGCACGGGAGAUGGGUUUCAGAUGGUGGGUUCUUCAUUCAUCCUGUGGUUCCUGUGUCAUUCCCAGAGCAUCUGGGAGAUUCCUUCCUUCCUGGGAGGCUCAUUCCAGGAGCUGGCGCUGUCGCGGUUCCUGCACAGAUAAAACGUGCCUGUGCAAAAUC